Molecule: messenger RNA, 2915 nt
Organism: Dendrobium catenatum
Lineage: Eukaryota; Viridiplantae; Streptophyta; Magnoliopsida; Asparagales; Orchidaceae
Product: protein CLMP1
Exons: 1
Coding region: 205-2508 (767 amino acids)
Molecular function (GO): protein binding
Source: RefSeq, a predicted model, not a curated record
AAUCAUGAACAAAUUAUAUAAGCAAAUAGCUAAAUUGUUAGAUGGAUUGCAUCGGCACAGAGCUGAACGGUGCCAAUUAACAUCCCUUCUCCGAUUCCAUGGCCAAUUAACAUCUCUCUAGGGUUUCAUUUAUCGCCGCCUCUCUACCCUGAAAAGGCAUUUUGCCCGCUAUCAACCAAAUCUCUCCGUUUAAGCAGCGUAGGAAUGGGGAAAUCCGGUGGGCGGAGGAAGAAAUCUGGCAACUCUGCCGACCAGUUUUCCACCACAUCGGCUUCACUGCCAACGGCCUCCAUGCAGUUGAAUGGGCUGGGAGGCGACCCCUCUGUUUUCCUCAAACGCGCUCACGAGCUCAAGGAGGAGGGAAACCAACGUUUCCAAGCCAAGGACUACGCCGGCGCGCUGGAGCAGUACGAACUAGCCCUCAGGCUUCUCCCUCGUGGCCACCCGGAGCGCGCCGUCUUCCACUCGAACCGAGCCGCUUGCCUACUUCAGAUGCGUCCUAUUGACCACGAGGCCGUCGCCGCCGAGUGCUCUCUCGCCCUUCAAGCCCAGCCGCGUUACUGUCGUGCUCUUCUCCGACGCGCACGAGCCCUUGAGGCACUCCGGCGUUACGACCUUGCCCUCCAGGACGUCAACUCUUUGCUCGCGCUGGAACCCUCGCAUUCCGAUGCGCUAGAUCUCGCACGCCGACUCCGUGUUGCCCUCUCACCUUCCCCCUCGCACCAUGUGGAACAGUCCCUCGCCAGUCGCCCCUCGCCUGCAGCUCUGGGCGCUUCAGCUGUUCGUGCAGCGGCCCCCAUUGCUGGCCUGGGACCGUGCCUCCCCUCUCGUCCCGUGUCCAAGAAACCCUCUUCCCCUCCGCCGUUGCAAAAAUUCGCAGCGGAGAAGGAGAGAGUAUCUGCGACAAUAUCUCUUCCCAAUGGUCCUCAGUUGAAAUCAGAGUCUUCCUCUCCAUCUCUUCCCAGGCUUGCCGUGAAGGCAGACUAUGAGAAUAAUCUUUCUUCUGAUGCAGCAGCAAAAUCUACGGUCAUCACUAGAGUGAGACCACUGAAGCUGGUUUAUGAUCAUGAUAUUCGGCUUUCUGAGAUGCCAGUUAAUUGCAGCUUCAAGACAUUGAGAGAAAUUGUGGCGAAAAGGUUUCCUUCUUCAAAGUCGGUUCUGGUCAAGUACAAGGAUUUGGAUGGCGAUCUUGUUACUGUUACGAGCACACGGGAGCUCAGGCUGGCAGAGUCUUGUGCUGAAGAAAUUGGUGGGAAGAAUUUGCAGAAAGAAAAUGGGCAGGUGGUGAAAGAAAAGCUUCAGGUUUUAAGGCUCUAUGUUGUGGAGGUGAGCCCUGAGCAGGAGCCUUCUGUACCAGAUGAAGAGGUGAAUAAUAUUGAGGAGGAGGAGUUGGUGAAGGGUGAUGAGAAUCAGUCACCUUCUUUGGUCGGGGAUUUACCUGCGGAGGGUGUGGAUGAUUUUGCCAUUAAUAAUACUUCAGCGAAACAGGUGGUGAAGGACAAUGAGCGGAAAGGGUGUGAUCAUGCUGAGUGUAAGGAAGUUGAUAUUGAUGACUGGCUUUAUGAGUUUGCCCAGCUUUUCCGUCAGCAGGUUGGUAUUGACCCAGAUGCGCACUUGGAUCUUCAUGAGCUUGGGAUGGAGUUGUGCUCUGAGGCACUUGAGGAGACAAUAACAAGUAAAGAAGCUCAGGCGCUUUUUGAGAUGUCUGCUGCUAAAUUCCAAGAGGUGGCAGCACUUGCCUUCUUCAACUGGGGAAACGUACAUAUGUGUGCUGCAAGAAAGCGUAUACCUUUGGAUGAGUCUUUGCAAAAGGAAGCAAUGGAUGCUCGGCUUCAGGAAGCAUAUGAUUGGGUUAAGGAAAGAUAUGUUCUUGCUGGACAGAAAUAUGAGGAGGCACUUCAGGUAAAGCCAGACUUCUAUGAAGGAUUGCUUGCACUUGGACAGCAACAUUUUGAGACUGCAAAGUUGCAUUGGUCCUUUGCUCUGGCUAGUAAAGUGGAUUUGACAACAUGGGAUUCUUCUGAGACAAUCAAACUUUUUGACAGUGCAGAGGAGAAGAUGAAGGCUGCAACCACGAUGUGGGAGAAGGCCGAAGAGCAGAGGAUUAAUGAACUCAAAGACCCUAGCUUCAACAAAAAGGAUGAAUUGUUGAAGAGGAAAAAAAAACAAGGGAUAGUGGAUGGUCAAGGGGAACUAUCUGCUGAGGAGGCAGCAGAGCAGGCUACCAUGAUGAGAUCUCAGAUACAUCUGUUCUGGGGAAACUUGCUUUUUGAACGCUCUCAAGUUGAAUUUAAGCUUGGGUUUGGUGAUUGGAAGAAAACUCUUGAUGGAGCUGUGGAGAGGUUCAAGCUAGCUGGCGCAUCUGAAGCAGACAUUUCUGUUGUUGUAAAGAACCAUUCAUCAAGUGGAGCUAUUGCUGAGAAUGACGAUAAGAAAUUUAUAAGUUCAAAUGCUGAUAACUUUAAAGUUCCUCAAAAGGAAGAAGAUAAAAACGAACUGAAAAAUUGACUAAAGUUAGCGUAUAUGAUUGCUGAAUGCCAAGGGUUUUUAUCUUUUAUGGUAAAAUUACUUGGUCAAGAAGUUGUCCUUUUGACAGUUCCUGAUAGUGCUGCACGUAGAUUCACACUUGUGCUUGAGUUGUACUCGUUUGCAUUGGACAGAAGCCAUUGUUGAAUGGAUCAGGUUUGUUUAGUCUGAACAAUUUAUAGAAUCUUUUCUCAUCCAAAGUUUGAAAGCAUAUAGGGUCUAGAACGUUGAAAUGCAGCUGAUUUGUGUUUGAUGGUAACCUUGACACCUUGUAUUAUUAACCAAUGUUUUUGAUUUUAAUCAAUAUACUUUUUCGAACAUUGCACCAUCCUCUUACUUGGUCGGUUCUUGUAACUAUGUUUUAACUGAAAAGCCUUUUUAUUUGGCUA